Effrenium voratum is the source of this 1163-nucleotide messenger RNA. The record is from the annotation of a GenBank genome assembly. NCBI's taxonomy places the organism in Eukaryota, Dinophyceae, Suessiales, Symbiodiniaceae.
GCUGAACCCACUGCUCAGUCCCAGCCUCCUUUGCCAUGGUGGCCGCCUACAGUGGAGCGGAGUUCGAAGAAAACACAAAGAAGGCGGUACCCAGCGCAGCGGCGAAGACGGGCCUCUUCGUGUUCUUUGUCUUCAUUCGGGCGGUGCAUCCAACAGUGAUCCAAGCCUCGAAGAGUGUCGACGAGAAUGGGGCCACCUACUUCGCCUACGGCCCCCAGACGGCCAACCUGGCGGAGGUCUUCAUCUCCAUGAUGGUCGCGCAGCUGGUGGCGCUGAAGUACGGCCAGUGGCGUCACAUCUGGCGCUGGGAGCCGCUGCGGAUCUUCACUCUGGUGGGGUUCCUCUUCGGCUUGGGGGACUACUUGGAGAUGAGGUCCAUGGUAGCUCUGGGCAGCGGCUCAUAUCAGAUCUUGCUCCAAUCCCGCCUGCUGAUCACCGCGCUGAUGCUCUGGGCGGUGAGUGGCAAGGGCCAAAGUCUCUUCCAGUGGAACUUGCUGGCCCUGGUAGUCUGCUCCAUGUCGGUCUACAUGUGCUUGGAUAUGCAGAGCACUGGCUCUGGCAACAAGCUGCUGGGGACGCUGAGCGUUGUCCUCAAGGUGGCUGUCUCCUGCUUGGCGGCGGUGCUCACGGAUCGCUACACCAAGCAUUUCGCAGACCCAGUCUAUAUUCAAGCCAUCCAGCUGCGAUGCAGCCGGUGCUUGCUGCUGGGGAUCUUCGUUUGCUUGGACGGACAGACUGUGCAGCAAGGCUUCUUCCACGGCUGGGAUGCCUGCACCGUUUGGGUGGCCAUCACCCACCUUCUGAAGGCUUGGAGUACCCUGUACCUGCUGGUGUACCUGGACUCCGUGCUAAAGAACCUCGGGGAGUCCCUAGCCGUCUUGGUCACCUACCUCAUCGAGGUUCUGCUGCCGACCUUCGACACUCCGUUCCACCUGAGAACUCUAUUGGUCGUGGUUGUGGUCAUGCUCUCGGUGAACGCGUACAUCAGCUCCAAAGCGGUGGUGGCCAAAGCGGAAAAGCUCUCGCUGCCAUGACGCGUUUUCUGGCGUCCCGUUUCGGUUUCCGGCGGUGGCUGACCGAAUGGGUCAGGUCAUGCACUUCGGGCCCGUGGUUCGACCAAGGCACCCAACACGAGUUUACAUGAGCCACAAUCAAAACCCGGG